Apis mellifera (honey bee) is the source of this 1257-nucleotide messenger RNA. RefSeq lists its product as uncharacterized. The transcript has 2 exons. The record is from RefSeq and is a predicted model, not a curated record. NCBI's taxonomy places the organism in Eukaryota, Metazoa, Arthropoda, Insecta, Hymenoptera, Apidae. Bases 157 to 849 code for a protein of 230 amino acids.
GUGGCGUGUAGUGGGGGAGGUAGGACUUGAACCCUGAGACCCCAUGGGCCAUAUAUACUACGGUUCCAUGCAGCUCUCUUGCUACUUAGUGUCAGCUUCUCGACGAUCCUUGUUGUUUCACAGGGGAGACACAUCGAGGAAGGACAGAUCUAAAAGAUGAAUCUACUCGUCGUUCUCGCCUUGAUAAAGUUCGCGUCGGGGGAUCCGGGUGGGCUUCUCAAAGUUCCCAAAGUGUACAACGCCGUGAUCACGAGCAAUCAAAACUUGUCUCCGUCCCGAGCAUACCCGGUAAUCCAACCCGUGAUCCAUAGGACGGCGAUCGGUUACGUGCCGCCAGUUUACUACACCCAAGUGGCGCCUCAUUUAGCCGGGCCGGAAGUGGUGCACCUUUCCCAACGGGUGUUGAAACAGCCGAGCGACGUUCAAACCGCCCCCUCGUCGCCCUCCGUCGAACGGUCCAAGUCGACCGACAAAACGGAAUCGACGAGUCCCAACGUGGAAGAGGAGGAGGAGGAGGAAGGAGAGGUCUCGAAGUCGGGAUCGAAGGGGAAGAGCGGGGACCAGGAACCUCUCAGCUUCUAUCCCAAUUACCAAUCGUUGUACUACGACCCUUAUUUCUACACGUACAGCGGAUUCAAUCCUCACCUGGUUCCCGGCACUUACUACGUCGACUAUCAACCCUACGGCACCCUCGAACCUAUCCCCGCAACCACGCCGAGAAACGGGCUCGCCGAGCAUCUGCUCCCAGCCUAUCACGAGGAGAAGAAACUCUCUGGGAAGGACGAGAAGGAGAGAAUACCGGAUGUGCCGCCGCCACCCCUUCCAACAGCCGUGCCGAAAAGUUCUUGAGGCGGAACCGGUCCGACGAGGUUCGUUCUCGCGUAAACGUUUUGAUGCCCGUUGAUUAUCAGACUGAUUAUCAGAGUUCGUUUCAUCGAGAUCGAAGCGAAGCGAAGUUAACGAGAGACGAUUAAUUUGGUCCGUUCAACCAUCAUUGUGUAUAAAUUGCGUUAACGUGGAUUGAAGAAAAGGAUGAUUUUUCUUGAGGGAUGGUUACACAGUUACUUAUCUUAUUUUCGCGAUUAUUUAUGAAUAACAUUUUAUUUCGACUAACUUAUGGUGUUAAUAUCUAAUAUUUUAUAUAUUUUAUAUAUUUUAUAUUCGUUGUGGCAGAUUUCUUUUAUGGAUUUCCACUUUUUUUGUAUUCGUGUGACAUACACUUAGAAAUAAAAUAUUAUAUUCGCUUUGUUAAAAGUA